Xiphias gladius (swordfish) is the source of this 2318-nucleotide messenger RNA. RefSeq names its product protein SON-like. Gene Ontology annotation, molecular function: RNA binding. Gene Ontology annotation, biological process: regulation of mRNA splicing, via spliceosome; regulation of cell cycle. Lineage: Eukaryota; Metazoa; Chordata; Actinopteri; Istiophoriformes; Xiphiidae. The coding region runs from base 108 to 2318 and encodes 736 amino acids. The transcript is spliced from 14 exons. The record is from RefSeq and is a predicted model, not a curated record.
CUGGGGUCUUGCGAGAAACUCGGAAUGGAAAAAAAGACUGAGACCCGGAACAUCGCGGCAGACGAGACAGAUCCUACCCGGACCUGCAGUGAGAUGCACAGUAAAACAUGGCGGCCAACAUAGAGCAAAUUUUCCAAGAUUUUAUAUUGAGUAAAAUCAGAGAAAUUGAAGACCAGAAUGACGACAAAUCUGCUGGCGAAGGAGUGGAUGCUGGCAGUGAACUGGAUGGAGCGGAGAAAACCGCCUCAGAGAGAGAGAAACAAGAAGAGUACAGGGGCAGGGGUUCACAGAAGAAACAUAAGAAGCACAAGAAACACAAAAGUAAGAAGAAGAGGAGGAACCGAGAGAGGGAGGAGAAGGAGAGCAGUUCGGAGUCUGUGACAGAACUGGAGGGAGGAACCAAACAUCAUCCAAGAAGAGGAACACCAACAGAGGUGAAUAAGGAGCAAGGUGAGGAAAAGAAGAGUAAGUCCAAGUGCCACAAGCGGCACUCAACAGGAAAGAGGAAGAAGAAGAAGAGGAGGAGGAAAGGUGAAGAGAACUCAUCAGAUUCUGACUCAGAGUACGUCUCAAAGCAGAGGGAUAGUAAAUGUGGUCAGAGCUUAUCGCCAAGGCGACGAGCGGAGCUGCCUGAUAUCAUCCCCAAACAGGACAGCUCCAGUAAAGGAAGAAGAGUUGAGGACAGACAUGGCAGGAGGAGCUGUCGUUCCCGUUCACAUUCACAUUCCGAUUAUCAUUCACAUUCCUGCUCGGUGAGGAGGAGCUCUCGCUCUCAGUGCAGACACCACCACCGAAGAUCUAGGACUCGCUCCUUAUCCAGUUCACAGCACCACAGGACCCGGUCAAGCUCCUCCGAGGAAAGGGGAACUUUGGAUGAAUCCAUACGGUCCCCCCAAGGUCCUUCAAAAAGCCUCCAGGUGCCUCAGCUGGCCUCCAGCCCUGCCCAAAGGAACAUCAAAGCUGAGGGGCUGACAGAGUCAAGCACAACGGAGCUGCAGAGCCCUGACCAGCGUGAAAAGCCAGCAGAGAAAAAGGAAGAGAAAGAAGAGGACACAACGCAAAAACGAGCUGCAGGUUGUGGAACAUCCCACUCCAUAGCUACUGAACCUGACCAGACCAGUGAGCCCAGCCUUCCUCAGCUUAAAGAAACAGAAUACCCCAGGUACCCUGCCACUGAUGGUAAAUCACCAACAAAGAAGAAGAGGAAACAAUCCAAGUCCCCGCAGAGGAACAAAGAAGGAAAGUCGUCAAAAAGGCAGAAAAGAUCCAAGUCACCAUGUAAGAGCAACAGGAGGGGAUCCAAAUCUAGGAGCCCUUCAAGGAGGACGAAAUCACGGUCGAGGUCAGGGGGCCGGAGGUCAAGGAGGUCACGCUCAUGGUCAGGGUCACGGGGUCGGAGGAGGGCUACAUACAGCCAAAGGGACCGAUGGAAACGAGAGCCGAGUCACUCCCCUGUACUCAUCCUCCGUAAAAAUAGAUCCCCCACCAGGAAACACUGCAGUUCGAGCAACAGCCCUCAACGCAUCAGUGAACUGGAUAAGAACCAGUUGUUGGAAAUUGCCAAGGCCAAUGCUGCUGCUAUGUGUGCCAAAGCAGGUAUGCCCAUCCCUGCCAGCCUGAGAUCCACAGUGCUUCCCCUGGCUCUGCCAAGUAUGGCUAUGAAUGCUGCAAUGGCCAGAAUGACUGCUGCCACCAUGACAGCGGCCCUGUCUAACAUGGGCACUCUGUCUUCACUGCUCUCACUGCCCUCCAUUACCAACAAGCCACCUCCGGCUGCCGCCCAACCCAACGUUGCUGCUUUGGAGGAAGUGAAAAAGAAAAUUGCGAAGCAGGCCAACAGCAUGAGCAUUAAGGAAUUUACUGACAAAUGCAAGAUGAUCGUGGACAGUAAAGGAGAGCUGCCAGUGGCAGAGCCUCAUAUUUCUGACGAAGAGGAUGAUGGGAAACCCUUUGGAGGAUCAGCUCUUCGAGAGCAAAAAGCCAUCAGCUUCAGCAUCAAUAACACAACAGUUCGUCCAGCAGUGCGUAGUGAUGCAGGCAUGGCCAAGGAGUUUCCUGUGUCUUCAGGAUCCCAACAUCGUAAGAAGGAGGGCGAGGCAUUGGGUGCCUAUGGAGAAUGGGUUCCCGUUGACAAAACAGCAGACAAAGCUGCAGCUGCCUCCACAAAGGCCCUGACGACUGUUCCCAUAGCGUCAGCUGCCACAUCAUCAGGUGAAACGGCGGCAGCAGGGUCACCAGACGCUGCCGAACAGCCAGUGUUUGUGGCCGUUAAUGACAGCGUUUUUCCUGACCCACUACUGCAGGUAGGUUGUUACUGA